Molecule: messenger RNA, 1338 nt
Organism: Moneuplotes crassus
Lineage: Eukaryota; Ciliophora; Spirotrichea; Euplotida; Euplotidae
Source: the annotation of a GenBank genome assembly
AUGGAGGAACCUCCUGUAAUAGAGCCACCAACAUCAGCAAAGGUGAUCAUCACAACAACACAUGGAGAACUCGAGGUGGAAUUAUGGACCAGAGAGGCUCCAAUCACAUGAAGAAACUUUAUCCAAAAAUGAGCAGAAGGAUACUACAACAGCUGUAUUUUCCACAGAAUUAUCAAGGAUUUCAUGAUUCAGACUGGCGAUCCGACUGGAACUGGAAAAGGUGGUGAGUCGAUCUUUAAACAUCCAUUUAAGGAUGAAUUUCAUAAGAGUCUCCGCUUCUCUCACAGAGGAAGAGUUGCCAUGGCUAAUACUGGAAAGCCUGAUGACAAUGGUAGCCAAUUCUUUAUCACAUUGAAUGAAUGAGGCUGGUUGGAUGAAAAACACACAAUUUUUGGGAAAAUCACUGGAAAUACCAUAUACAAUGCCAUUGCUUUGGGAAAUUUAGAGACUGGUGAGCACGAUCGGCCACUUGAUCCCGCUCCAAAGAUUCUCAGCACAGAAAUAACCGUGAAUCCGUUCAAGGAUAUAAAAAUAGCAAAACCUGUGCCAAAGGAGGCAUCCAAAGAGGCUCCAAAAGAGCCCAAAAAGGGUGCAAAAAUAAGCCUCAAUAAGGGAAUCAAGAAUAAGAACCUAGUCUCAUUCGAUGAUGACGAAGAAGAAGUGGUCUUUAAGUCCUCUCGAAAAGUCAAGAGUUCUCACGAAGUCCUGAACGAUCCCAAACUCAGCAAGAAAAAUGUCAUUGAUCCUGAGAAGCUUAAACAGGAAAGAGCCAAGCGUGAGAAAAUGGAGAAAAGGAAGGAAGAAUUUAAGAAGAAAAGAGAAGCCAAAAAGCAUUCCAAAGAUGAUGAUGACGAUGAUAUCCUCUUAAUCUUCAAGAACAAGAGAAAAAGACUUGAAAAACUUAAGAAUAAUGAUCCCACCAAGAAAAAGAAAACAAAGGAACACAAUAGCUCAAGCUCAAGCAGCGGGAGUGAUUCAGAAAGUGCCAGUGAUUCUAAAAACAGCCAAGGGAAAUCGAAUAGUAAUGCUCUUCACUUUCGGAAAGAUAAGAUUGGAUCUAAUCUCAACCCAAAAGCAGGAGAUAAUUCAAAUCUAACUCCUCUCGAACUGCAGCGUAUCAAAUAUCUUAAGAAUAAGAAAAUUAUCAAAAAUAGAGAAGAGAGCACACUAGCAAAGCUAGCUAAAUUUACGAAUAAACUUAAAAGCCAGGAUACGAAGGAAGACCCAGAGAAUUGGAUGAAUCACAAAUUAAAAUGCUCAAUUGAUUCUGCUAGGGCAUAUGAUACCACGAACAAGAAUAAAUAAGCAAAUUUGAGUUUAAACUUCAAUUCUUGAUAU